AUGAGUUGGCGAUCAGAACAUAUAUGGAUAGAACUUAUAAAGGGGUCUCGAAAACUAAGUAAUUUUUGCUGGGCCCUUAUCGUUUUUUUAGGUUCAUUAGGAUUCUUAUUGGUUGGAACUUCCAGUUAUCUUGGUAGAAAUUUGAUAUCUUUCGUUCCGUCUCAGCAAAUCAUUUUUUUUCCACAAGGGAUCGUGAUGUCUUUCUACGGGAUCGCGGGUCUCUUUAUUAGUUCCUAUUUGUGGUGCACAAUUUCCUGGAAUGUAGGUGGUGGUUAUGAUCGAUUCGAUAAAAAGGAAGGAAUGGCGUAUAUUUUUCGUUGGGGAUUUCCUGGAAAAAAUCGUCGCAUACUCUUCCGAUUCCGUAUAAAAGAUAUUCGAUCCGUUAGAAUAGAAGUUAAAGAGGGUAUUUAUGCUCGUCGUGUCCUUUAUAUGGACAUCAGAGGCCGGGGGGCUAUUCCGUUGACCCGUACUGAUUUGACUCCACGAGAAAUUGAACAAAAAGCCGCGGAAUUGGCCUAUUUCUUGCGCGUACCAAUUGAAGUCUUUUGA
Messenger RNA from Sesamum indicum (sesame), 549 nucleotides. The record is from the annotation of a RefSeq genome assembly. NCBI's taxonomy places the organism in Eukaryota, Viridiplantae, Streptophyta, Magnoliopsida, Lamiales, Pedaliaceae.